Annulohypoxylon truncatum is the source of this 5490-nucleotide messenger RNA. RefSeq lists its product as uncharacterized. Gene Ontology annotation, biological process: protein phosphorylation. NCBI's taxonomy places the organism in Eukaryota, Fungi, Ascomycota, Sordariomycetes, Xylariales, Hypoxylaceae. The record is from RefSeq and is a predicted model, not a curated record. The transcript has 2 exons. The coding region runs from base 328 to 5298 and encodes 1656 amino acids. Gene Ontology annotation, molecular function: protein kinase activity; ATP binding.
UCUUGAGGACGAGAUCGGAAGGCUGGUGAUCACUCGACCUUCGACCGUUGACCGUUGACCGUGUCCGUCCGUCUCGGCCGACACUUGACGAUCUUCUCGUAUCGUGAAAGAAGCCCCAUUAUUACAUUCGCCUACUAUUUCUCUUGCUUAGUCUUGUUGUUGCUCAUCACUCGACUUCUCUCUUUGAACCCUCAUUGUCUAGACGAUCUUCCGGAUACUCGAUCACAACCACACUGGGCGAUCCCGAUACGAACUUGGCUGUUCGUUCGCAGCCAUACGCUCGGCUAAAGCGAUUCAUGCCGUGCUAUUCCGUAUCCCAUAUUCAACAUGUAUUCCAAUACCCAACAGAAUCAGGCAAGGCCGUUUCAGGUCCCGCCGCCUCCGCCCAUGUCGCCACCCAUCGCUGGUCAGCCCGGGCAGCUUAAUACUAUGUUAAAUAUCCCGCCUCCGCCACCUAGAUACCCGAGUGCCCCUUCAGCAACCGGCGGCGUCGUGCUGCCUCCGCCGCCCGGUCCUCCGCCAAAUAGCGCUCUAGGUCCGCAGCCUCCGUGGCAAAACAACUGGGGCCGUACGUACAAUGGGCAGCCCAGCUUCGCGAUUCCUCCUCCGCCUGCGGGCGGUCCUGUCCCAACAUAUAAUCCGAAACUCCAUUCCCAGGCUUCAAAUGGGACUCUUUCCAUCCCUCCACCCCCUCCGCCGGCCGAGCUUAUGUCGGGCACGUACAGACCCGGAAACGAUGCGAAUGAGGCGAUGGUAUCUGCAACGUAUAUACCGGGAGGCGAUACCUACGGGGAGGGUGUUGGUAUACCUGGUUUCUUCCCGGAUGAUUCGGCGACCCAGUCAACAAGCACUACCCAAAGCUCCUGGCCCUCUAGCCAGACGAGUAGCGUGAAUACCAUGAGCAGCAUGAAUACUAUGUCAAUGGAUGAUCCCAACCGUGGGCUGCUAUACGCCAAUGCAUUUAAUAACCGGAUGUUGUCGACAACCUCGAAUUCCACCAAUGUUCACUCCGAGAUUCCUCCCGAACUAGCAGCUAAGUGGCCUUUAGAUCAUGUACUGUUAUGGCUUGCCGCGAACCACUUCUCCAAAGAAUGGCAAGAGACGUUUAAGAACCUCAACAUUCACGGAGCACAGUUCCUCGAGCUUGGUAGUCAAAAGGGCGGCCGUGGAAAUUUUGGUAUGAUGCAUCAGCUCGUCUAUCCCCGAUUGGCGCAGGAGUGUGUCAAUAAUAAUACCAAUUGGGAUCAGCCCCGAGAAAGGGAAGAGGGGAAGCGGAUGCGCCGCCUUAUACGAAGUAUAGUUACUGGGAAACCAGUCGACAGCGCCAAAUCGUUGCCAUCUCACGCCAGUAAGGAAUCCCUUGCUAGUGCUCAUGCACAGAGUGCUGGCACAGACGCGGAGUCUCCCAAUACUCCUAUCAAGUUCGGCUCCAGCAUCAGGGGAUUUUCUCAGUCUCGAUCUACGACUAUGCCAACUCUCAAUAACCCGAUGAGCUCGGACUCCAACCACCGUGCCAUGCUAAAGAAUAUUGAUAUUGAAAGCAGUCGCAAGCUAAGCCCAAGCUUAAGUGAGCAUGGAGAUGGAAAUUACCGAGCUGCGCUGCGAAGUGACAGCCCUGGAUCUAGCCCGAAACUAUCGACCGCAUUCCUACCCCAGCCUCAGCCUUCUUCAGGAAGCUUGUCUCCCUCUAGCAGGUUUCAUCACAAAUCCAGAAAUAGCACCGACUCCGUUUCCUCGAACGCGGCAAUAUACGGAUCUGGUGUCCCGCCUGAAGCAGGUCAGCUACUCCGAAAUGGCAUGAGUGGGAUUGGGGAUAUGAUUCAUGCUAGUCGCGGCGAUCGACGUUACAAUGCCGACGGAAAACAUGCUGAAAACGAUAACAGGCCUGGUUCGGCAGAACCGUCUUCUGCGAGGGAUAACAAGAGCUUCUUAAGCUUUUUAAAGAAAAAGAACAAACAGAAAGAUGAUGGCUCCUACCCUUCGCCUGACGAUGCAAAUUCGCCUACGAGUCCCAACCUGCUGAGGCCUCGGUUUGGAACCCCCCCACCAGAAGCCGUUCAAGACUCAGCCCCGACAUUCAGACGUAAUAAAAAUGGGCCUCGAGUAUUUAUCCUCGUCACAUUGGAUGGCUGGAAUUAUAGACUAUGCGAUGUCACCGACUGUGAUACAGCCGCAGAUCUACGCUCUAAUAUCUGCACACAUCUAGGACUCCCUGACCCAAGAGGGUUCGAGAUAUUUUUAACUGAGUUAGGUCGCGAAACGCAUGACGAGGCGUUGGAGGAUCAGAGCUUGUGGAUUCAUAAACGCAACAAGGGCGAUGCUCACGGCACUCUAAAAUUCUUCAUUAAGAUCGGCAAACCCAGCAAUGGCGGUCUCGCCCACCCGGCGGCACUGUCGCCCGGUUAUCUAGCCCCUGGUUCUAACAUAAACGAGGACGCUUAUGCUCACCUCAAUGGUCGUACCAGGUCAAGCUCGUCGCCUCCCACUUCGAGGACCAAUACGCUUUCAGCCGGUUCACCGCCAAAUGACGCCGAACUGGCCGCCAAGGCUAACGAGUAUCGAGCCGAAGUGGAAAAGCAACAAGCAGCAUAUCUUGCUAAACGAAGGCAAGCCAUUAAAGAAUCUUCUCCUCAUGAAAUAUCUCCCCAGACUGGAAUUGUCGGUAGGAAUGUGGAUUUUGACCACCCGCGUCUCUCGCCAUUUGACGACAAGAAACCGGAUAACCUCUUCCCGCAGAGGAAAGCACCCGCGCCGCCAGUCGUUGAGACCGCUACCCUAAUCAAGGCGAAUUCACUGAGUAAGAAGACCGGCCACAACAUGCGGCCAUCCCAAGGUAGUCUAGAUGGAUUUCCUAGUCCCAGGCGGCCAUCCACUUCGACAGGUGCGGCGAACCAAGGUGCAUAUCAGAAUCGACCUGGUGGGCCCCCUUCUCCGCCGGCAGGAUCGGCCCUUGGCGCUUUGGUGAAUAUGGGAAGUGCCUGGGGCCGACUAGGUCGCCCAUCAACCGCGGUACCGCAACAACGGUCGGUGUCUCCCAGAAAUACAUCGGCACCUGCGCCCGUACCUGCACCAGCAGCGGAAAUAGUGGAACAGAAAGGUAAGGGAGCAAUGGCAAGCGUUGAUUUUGGCACGACAGCCUCGGGACGUAGCAGUUCUCGGUCAAGGUCUGGUUCACCCGGCUCUCUAACUUGGGGCCGUGGUGACAUACCAUUCGUUGUUCCAGACUACUCUCCCGGUGACACCCCCCCAUCUCUUGGUAACCGGGGCACAACACAGCUAGAGCCGAUUACUAAAAUGCGUGAAAUAGCACAACGAGCGCCCUCUCCCGGUGAUCUUAGUCCGAGCACGGCACACCCCGCCCCAGGAGCUCCCGCCAGCCAAGGAAAUCCUACAGGUCCCCCCCGCCGAAAAUCCCACGGCCCCGAUGUGGACUUCACCGAGACAGAUGUGCAGUUUUCCAAGCCAGCAGCGCCUGCUAAGCCAACGAACGAAGAGUCGGGCGACGAUUCGGACGAUGGUCUUUUUGCUAUUCCGAUGAGGGGGAGACAGCCGUCAAAGAAGGCGGUACGUAAACAACCGAGCCGCAACGAGACAAGUGUCCUCGAUAGCGACUCGGAAUCCAGUGACAGCAAGAAACCGAACUUGAGGGUCAAGACUUCGAGGUCUAAGAAAGGUCUGUCGGUUACAUUUAAUGCUUCUCCAGGCUCGUCUAAUACGCCUGAUUUGGAGGACGACGAUGGAAGUAUCCGGAGCGGACGGGACUCUCACCGCCGCACACCAGGAACUCCGGGCUCGGACCAAUGGCAGUCUGACGAUAGCAAGCUUAAUCGCCGGAAGUCGUUCGUCGAUCGUGGUGUGUGGGCCAACCGUCCACCUCCCGAGGCUUUGCUCAGCAACCUUGAUGCUUUCUUCCCGGAACUCGACCUGGAUCAGCCUGUGCUAGACGAGAAUGAGUUGCCGGUAUCGCCCAUAAAUGAGCACGAGGAGCUUCCGAGUGGAAAUGGUAAAGCAGCAGCAUCCACUUUGAACAUUGAACCACUUAUACCUGCUACCGGGACUGGUACUACGAGAUCGUCGGUGUAUAAUGAGAGCGACACACUCGGUUCCGACGAAUCGACUCUUAAGGCGCUAGAGCGUCCCCCUUCGAUUGCUUCGGUUGCGACCCGAAACAUGCAGCGCUCAAGCGGUCUUGGCCGUAUGAAGUCCAUCCGAGAGGUAGCGCGUGGGGCUCAUGAAGCGAACAAGCGAUUCACCACAACUACGGCCAGUGGCGGGGCCGGAGCGUCGUCGAUGAUCCAACGCCGGAAGAGUACGAAGAUGUUUGGCGCUAAUGUCGUUCAAAUUCGCCCCGAGCGUGGGUCAAUGAUUGUACCGCAAAUUCCACAGGACGUUCUGCCAAAGCGGCAAACGACAUUCCGAUGGUUCAAGGGUGAGCUCAUCGGUAAGGGUACCUACGGACGUGUGUACUUGGGUAUGAAUGCUACGACAGGUGAAUUCCUGGCCGUCAAGGAAGUCGAAGUCAAUCCCAAAGCUGCGGCUGGAGAUAAAAACAAGAUGAAGGAACUUCUGAAGGCCUUGGACCAGGAAAUUGACACGAUGCAGAAUCUAGAUCACGUCAAUAUUGUGCAAUAUCUCGGCUGCGAGAGGAAGGAGACAAGCAUUAGCAUCUUCUUGGAGUAUAUUUCUGGUGGUAGUAUUGGGUCGUGUUUGCGCAAACACGGAAAAUUUGAGGAGCCGGUGGUUAGCUCGUUGACUAGGCAGACACUCUCAGGUCUAGCAUACCUGCACCGUGAGGGUAUUCUGCACCGAGAUCUAAAGGCCGACAAUAUUCUGCUGGAUGUAGACGGGACUUGCAAGAUUUCGGAUUUCGGCAUCAGCAAGAAAACAGACAAUAUAUACGGCAACGACAAGACCAACUCGAUGCAGGGUUCUGUGUUCUGGAUGGCGCCGGAAGUGAUCCGAUCCCAGGGCGAAGGGUACAGCGCAAAGGUCGACAUCUGGAGUUUAGGGUGCGUCGUCUUAGAGAUGUUCGCGGGCAGGAGACCUUGGAGCAAGGAAGAGGCUGUUGGUGCAAUCUACAAGAUCGCGAACGGAGAGACGCCGCCAAUUACGGACGACGUACGCGACACUAUUAGCCCCUAUGCUCUGGGGUUCAUGUUGGACUGCUUCACUGUUGACCCUAGAGACCGCCCAACGGCUGAGCGUUUGCUAAGAGCGCACGAAUUCUGCGAGCUCGACGCAGAUUAUAACUUCUUCGACACGGACCUUUACGCCAAGAUUAGAGGCACGUUCCAGUAGAACAUGCAUCUAAGGACGAAUGUGAAUGAGACGAUGGUGAAGAUCUAGAUAGACCUUGUAUCCCGGUUCGAGUCCUCAGCUCCGAGUAUGGCUUUUUGGUGUUGUAUAGAGAGGUAGAGAAGGCAAGAUGAUGACCUGCUUCGGUGCUACAGGCUAAGACGCCUGAGGAUUAAUGGGCUGGUGACACGGCAG